This is a messenger RNA of Rhopilema esculentum, 4363 nucleotides long. RefSeq lists its product as uncharacterized. NCBI's taxonomy places the organism in Eukaryota, Metazoa, Cnidaria, Scyphozoa, Rhizostomeae, Rhizostomatidae. The record is from RefSeq and is a predicted model, not a curated record. Gene Ontology annotation, molecular function: protein binding.
UAGGGAACCUACGCUCAACUUACCCUUGCAGUUGUUGAUAUUGAAAAUAGCAAAAAUACCUAACCAGGAUAGCAAAUAGCUGUCUUCGGAAACCUGGCCCUACAUGUUGCUCUAUAUAUAGGGCAAUAUAUUUUCUCUAGUUAUCAAGAUUAAACUCAGUUGAUUGCGGUAAACGGAAUGAAUGUGCUUUCAUAAAUGCACUCUAUUAAGAAAAAAAACGUGAACAAUUACAGUUUAUAUCUCUUCAUUGAUGAUAAAAUUGUCCUUGGAAAGAAAAAUUAAAAAUUCCUCACUUUUUGUUUAAAGCGUAUCAGGAUUUAUUGCGUAAUUUUAUAAGUUACAAAUGGAAUAUUCUUUUAGGUCAUUAAAAGAUUAAAACGAAUCGAAUUGGCUUUUUAUGAGUGCUGGUAAAUAUAACUCCAUAUUUAUAAGGGAACUGGGAAUGGGGCUCUCAAGGCUGGGGGAGUUGAUACCCAUGCUUUGUUUGUUGUGUAGAUCCAAUGUCAUCACAUUUGCGUGUCAAUCCUCGCUGUAGAUGACAAGAAGGCGGUACUUCUGCACUUAAACCAAACAGAUGAAUUAGUUUUUGAGAGAUAGACUCCUUUUGAAGUGCUGCCGUGUGUGGUCCGGUUUCAAUAAUCUAUGCGCUUCGUAGCAACCUCGUAUUUGUGUGAACUUGUGUGAUUAUUACGGUCGCGUGGAUCAGUAAUCGAACAGUUCCGAACUGGGGCCAAACGAGCACAUUGCGACACAGCAGAAUUUUGCAGCGUUGUCCUGCAACGUCACUUCGUAUAAUCCCUAUUGGUAACCACCAAUCUGAAGGCAAGCCAAAUAAAAAACGUUCAAUAGAUAAGAAAAAGUUUUUGUCAACUGAGAAGAGGAGAUGGCUUUUAAAGCAAUUUUUAUCAUGGCAGUUCUUCUCCCGGAGCUCUAUGCCGAUAGCACUGCAAAGCUUGGCCUGUCUGCCAGCACAAGUUGGAAGUUGCGUCCUUCACAAAGAAAAAACAAGAUACUCUCAAAGGACAUUGCUGUUCCUUCAAAAGGUUCACAUUCCCUACGUCUUUUGGUGACACCUAAAGUAAAAAUCAUCAAGCCAAACAACUUGAUCACCUUGCAUUGUAAAGUGAAAGGCAAGAAGAUUCCAUCUUUUGGAUUACGGAUGCUCAUGUUUUGGUGGGAGAAAGAUGGUCAGCCGUUGCUUGCCAGUUCGAGGCGAUUUUAUAAGACGAGACUAAGAAGUGAGAAGCUGAGAAUUACAGGAGCAAAGGCCAUCGAUUCUGGGACGUAUAGAUGCAUGGCAAAGGUAAAUGGUAGAAAGCACAUUUCUAAGACUGUAGAAGUUCGUGUCUCUGAUACAGCUGAUAACGAGAAUGGUUUCCAAGAACGAUCAAGUCAGAUUUUUCAAGAAAGAUGCGAAAAGUAUAGAGGGUCGAUCUGCCUUCAACACGCGAAUACAAAGAGCGGAAUAUACAUGCGAGCAAACGAAGAUCAGGAUGAGAUAGAAAAGAGAUUAUCAGAAAAUAUGGGUCAUAUUGGAAGACUUUUGUCACCCGGUUGCUAUCCUGAUGCAUUGCGAGUUGCAUGUAUUACUUUGUUUCCGCCUUGCCGUCCUGUCAAUGGAUCUGCUGUUCCACUCAAGAUGUGCAGGGAGAGCUGUCUCAAAUUGCCAAAAAGCCACUGUGCUAAAAGUUUCGAACUUCUACCUCAGCUCAAAAUAAUUCAGUCUAUUGAAGAUUGUUCGUCGUUGCCGGAAACAGACGCAAAUGGACCGUGUGCAAAAAUUUUCAGACCUGGAUACAUCUUCAAAGAUAUAGAGUGCAAGAGAAGCUUUCGUCUGAAAGAUUCAAGAUUCGCCACCGUAGAAAACGACCUGGAAUACACAUCCGGUCCUCUCCUUUCAUGUGAAAAUGCACAUUGGAAGCCGUUAAGCAAAAGGGCACAGGUAAUGCUACGUAUGAUUUUGCCUUCAAUCACGAUAGAUUCAAAGGGUGAAUUUUCAAAGUCCACAAAUAACUAUUACUGCUUCAGAAUGCCACUUCCAAUGUCAAUGCUUGUUGGAAGUAAAGAGGAAUAUUCUAAGGUAGUUCUGCUUCCCGGACUCCAAGGGAUAGCCUAUGACCGGAAAAUUUUUGGUUUUUCUUUGAAACUUGACCAGGUUGGGAAUAUAAAGCAGUUGACCGUUCCAGUUGGUUAUUUAAGGGAAUACGGUAUAGAUAAGAUGGUUACAAUCCCAAAUGUAACGAUAUACUUGCGCAAGAACAGGUCGACGGCGGAUUUUUUUGGCGAAGGCUUGUUCAAUUUGUGUGGUACAACAUUCAAUAUCCGAAUCGAGCAAACAAAACCGGACGAAACUCUGUUGACUGGGAGAAGCCCGCACCCUGUCGAUUUGAGUACUGUGGAGCUGGCUUUUGGGUUGCGUCAGCCGACAAAAGAUCUUAGGUAUGUUAUGCAGAGCUUAAGGAUAUUGAAACUUCGACUUGUCAACCCAAAGCUGAGUAUUGUUUGGAAGGACAACGAAAGCAGGACAAUGAGGUUUUCAGGACAAGCAUUUAACAGUGGCUGGGGCUCUGAUAAAGUUGAUGUGGAGCUGCUCCUAGGUAGGGACCAGUCGUUUUGGGUGACAGCAAUAACAACAGCAAAACAAAGCUUCAAGGAGAUCUUCAGCAUCUUAGCUAACAGGAAGUAUGUACGACUUGCAAAGUUACUGGACAUGGCUCUCGAUGUUGAUAAGGUUGGCUUCGUUUUAGCAACUACGGGCGUCGAAGUUCCAAAGCACCCUUCUUUGAAUUUUCAGCACGAGCCAGUCAAAUCUAUGACUUACAAAUCUAUACCUAAUGGCCUGACUCUAGAAGCUCAUGCUAAUGUCAAAGAUAAUUGCAAGAGAAACGAUAACCGUUCCUUCAUUUGCCAAUUGGUGCAAUUUUCUGCUGGUUUAAAGGCGUCAACCAAUAUCAGAAUUCACAGCAAUUUGAAAGGAAUGCUGAUUGAAUUGAAAUUUCACUCUAAUGGACGCCUCCCGGAAUUCUCACCAGAAAUUUUGAGCAAGCUUCGGCAUACUUGGAAGAAGGUUAACCCAUUCGCACACGUACCUGAAAGCAACGUAGAAAUUAGCGAAAACCCGGAAAAUGACUGGAAAUUUCACCCCCGAUUCAAUGGAGCAAUUUGGCUGAAGAAACUCGAGAUACAAGUUGACGCCUUAGAACUUUUCGACUUGAAGAUAGUCCACGUAUUAGGUGACGUCAUUUAUUUCAACAAGAGAUAUAAAUAUAAAAUAAAUAACAUCAGUUUGAGUGACUGGUUGGAAAUGUUGGAUAACAUAACUGAGAUUUUAAAGCGCAGCAAAGACAGAAGAUGAACUGUCAGGUCGUGUCUUUUGCUGUCCACCACUGAAGAUUCCUCCACCUCGGUAAUGCUGCCCUCAGAUGCCGUACGAUGCGCCACCAUACCUUGAAAAGCUGCUACAAUCCAUGGAUCAGAUAUCUAUCCUCAACUUGUUGUGUUUAAUAGAGAAUCUAUAUCCACCAAAAUGGAAGUGCAGGUGAUAAUUUUCCAUUCUGAAUGUUGUAUUCGCUGCAUAUUUGCAAGGAACAGUGAGCCGAUAGCUGCUUUAACUCUUUAUUUCCCGGAAAUUAUUUUAAUAAACUGUAAAUUAUUGAUGUAGAGAUACCAAAAAUGAUUUUUUUUCAUUUUUUAUACAAUUUUUGAUUACUAAAAUUUAAUGGGCAUCAUUUGCGUACAUUUGUACACUUGUAAAUUUUCGUUAACUUAAAUGUUUCAUUUUCAUCAGAGGAUCAUAUCAUUUCUAACAUGAAAACUUGUACAUGAAAACAACAAAAUAAAAAUCAAAGGUGUCCUAAAUAGAUAUAGAAAUACGUUAAACAGUUAUUUUCUGCCCCUUUAGAAAAGGAAAUUCUAGCACAGCAAGCAGAACAUUACAUUCAGUUUCAAUUGCAGUUUUGUUAACGGGGACAGCUUUGUCUCAAAAAGGCUUCGUAUCUUUCUUUGUGAAGGCAACAAUGAAUUUGCUGCGUAGCUCAAAAAAGUCUUUAAUGGUUAUUUGAGACUCUAACGCAGUUAAUGGUAAGCCCCCCAAAAGCAAUAGGUCCAAUCUGAAAAAGCUUGCAUUAGGUCCAAUUUGAAAAGGCUUCCUUUUGUAAAAUAUCCUCAGUACAGCCUCAAGUUAGAAAACUUUUAGUCACAUCAAGAAAAUUCCCUAUCUUUUAAUAUUCUUUCACAGCUUGCAGAUAAUCAUUUGCAUAAAAACUGCAUGUGCACUUAUUGGUAACGUUAUUUUAUGUAUAAAGAUAUUAUUUAAGAAAAAUUUUAUCACAAAAGUUUCGAUAGCUUGUCAAUGUUUGUAAAA